Molecule: messenger RNA, 393 nt
Organism: Loa loa (African eye worm)
Lineage: Eukaryota; Metazoa; Nematoda; Chromadorea; Rhabditida; Onchocercidae
Exons: 2
Coding region: 1-393 (130 amino acids)
Source: RefSeq, a predicted model, not a curated record
AUGGGAACAGAUGAUAUCGUGAUGUCUUCCCUUCCCCUGCCAGGACGGAGCCAUCAAUCGUGGGAGCUCCCCUCUUCUCGUUGUCUCAACGAGACGGAAGGACAUAUAUGCCAUCGCUUACCAUGCAUGCAUAUACAAGUGAAGCUGACAUACGGAAGAGAAUCGAAAACAAACGUGCAGAGUAUGGAUGUCGGAUUGCUGAAGAAAAAGUGUAAGUGCAAAAAUGAGAGCAGGGAACGAGGGGAAUGGGAACAUCGCCUUUGUAACGGUUGUGACGUCACGUGCCGCCAGUGUUCCCACGGAAAAGCAAGCGAACACUCUCUUUGUCAUCCUCCUCGCACUUCGUUUCUCUCGUUCUCCUUCCAUUCUUUGUUGCUCACAAGCAAUCAUUGA